CCAUGAACAGAAGAUUCUGCAGUGAAAUGGUCCCUGAAAUAAAUAUACGUACUCUAUAUACACAGUCUACAUCAGCUUUCAACAGCCCAGGCUUCUUAAGUAACAAGUAAUGCACCCACCCAACAAACUUGCGCUUACAAAAAAACCAAACCGUUUCACUUUCAAUCUUUCUCCUUCAUGUUUGUUUCUCUUUCACUCGUCUGUUAGGUCUGAAUAACUGCCCUUUUUCCCUCACCUUUCUUAUUUAUUAGCUUUGCUUAAUUUCAACAAAUUUGUCAUUGUUCCUCUCUUUGAAUGAUGAGUGGAAGAAACAGGUUUCCUUUUACUGCAUCUCAGUAUCAAGAGCUUGAACACCAAGCUCUAAUCUUCAAGUACAUGGUCUCUGGCGUCCCCAUACCACCUGAUCUCCUCUUUACCAUCAAGAGAAGCCGCUUGGAUUCCUCACUUCCUUCAAGGCUUCUCUCUUACCAGCCUCAACAUGGUAAAACCCCAGAGUUAACUCACUUUUUUUUACUUUUUCCAUUUUGGGUUUUUGACAAUGAGUUUCCUGUUGUUUUUUUGGCAGUUGGAUGGAACUGUUUCCAGAUGGGAUUAGGGAGAAAAGUGGACCCAGAGCCGGGGAGGUGUAGGAGAACCGAUGGAAAAAAAUGGAGAUGCUCGAAAGAAGCCUACCCCGAUUCAAAGUACUGUGAGAGACACAUGCAUAGAGGCAAAAACCGUUCAAGAAAGCCUGUGGAAGUUAGUAGUAAUACAACAAUGGCAAACCCUUCAACAACAAACCACAACUUCUCGUCAUCGAUCACCAAGACUCGCCCUUCUUUUUCUUCUCUUUCUUCCAUGUCCUUGUCUUCUGAGUCCCAACAGCACCACCAUCAACUUCGCCACCAUGGUUAUCAUUCUCAGGUCAAUCAUCCCUUUAUGUAUCCCCAUGCAUCGAGGCCUCCAGGGGUUGGCCUGUCACCUCAAGAGAACACCACCCAUUCUCUUUUGGAUUCUGGCUCGUACUCCCAGACAAACACAGAUUACAGAAGGAACAGUUAUGUGUAUGGGCUGAAAGAAGAGGUGGAUGAGCAUGCUUUUUUCUCUGAGCAUUCUGGUACAAUGAGGAGCUUCUCUGGUUCUUCUGUGGAUGAUUCAUGGCAAUUUGCACCACUAAAGAUGAGUUCUCCUUCCUUGAAGCAGAGGAGCUGCUCUGGGUUACAGAGUGAAUACUCUUACUUGCAGCUUCAAAGCCUCACCGAUCACAGCACAAAACAAAGCAAGCAGGACGAUGAUGAGCCUUGCUACAUCAGAUUUGAAAUGCCUAAUGAAUUGGAGAAAGGAGAACCCCCAAAGACAGUCCAUCGUUUCUUUGAUGAAUGGCCACCAAAACAAAGGGAUUCAUGUCUGGAUUUGGAUGAUAAAUCAUCAAACAGCUCAUCAGUUUCAACAACCAGGCUCUCAAUAUCCAUCCCUUCAACCUCACAUGACUUCCCCAUUUUCAAUUCAAGAGCUCAUAAUGAUGGUUGAAUAUCCAGUAGUAGGUUUCUGCAUUAGAGGACAGUGAUGUACUUAGUGGGAUCACUUCUGUGAAUUCUGACUGUUUAGUAAUCUU
Messenger RNA from Hibiscus syriacus, 1594 nucleotides. RefSeq names its product growth-regulating factor 1-like. Gene Ontology annotation, molecular function: ATP binding. Gene Ontology annotation, biological process: developmental process; DNA-templated transcription; regulation of DNA-templated transcription. The record is from RefSeq and is a predicted model, not a curated record. Lineage: Eukaryota; Viridiplantae; Streptophyta; Magnoliopsida; Malvales; Malvaceae. The coding region runs from base 295 to 1509 and encodes 404 amino acids. Gene Ontology annotation, cellular component: nucleus. The transcript has 3 exons.